Molecule: messenger RNA, 2924 nt
Organism: Limanda limanda (common dab)
Lineage: Eukaryota; Metazoa; Chordata; Actinopteri; Pleuronectiformes; Pleuronectidae
Gene: fzd2
Product: frizzled class receptor 2
Exons: 2
Coding region: 151-2370 (739 amino acids)
Biological process (GO): non-canonical Wnt signaling pathway; canonical Wnt signaling pathway
Cellular component (GO): plasma membrane
Molecular function (GO): Wnt receptor activity; Wnt-protein binding
Source: RefSeq, a predicted model, not a curated record
AGUGCCGAGGCAGAAAGAAAAAAAGUCAGGAGAGGAGUUGAGAUCAGACACAAACAGAACAGCGUCCUGAUCUUCACCCGCAAAACUUUUUCUUGCAGCCGAUGCUACACAACUUUACAAAAAUCCGGAUCAAGUCUUGAAGUUGACAGGAUGACUUUCUGCUGGUGGGUCGCGCUCCUGCUGCCUCUGCUGAUAUCGGGGCAGAACCACUGGGACGAGGGAAUAGCAGUCCCGAGGCGUGCUUCCUGUGAGCCGCUCACCAUCCCCCUGUGCAUGGACAUGCCCUACACACACACCAUCAUGCCCAACUUACUGGGCCACAACAACCAGGAGGAAGCAGGACUGGAGGUGGGCAUGUUCGACCCUCUUUUAAAGACCAAGUGCUCGCGGGAGUUGAAGUUCUUCUUGUGCUUCCUGUACGCGCCCGUGUGCACCGUGCUGGAGGAAGCCAUCCCCCCCUGCAGGUCCAUCUGCGAGCGAGUCCAGAAGGGCUGCGAGAAGCGCCUGAACCAGUUCGGCUUCCAGUGGCCGGACCGGCUGCGCUGCGAGAACUUCCCCGUGCUGGGAGUCGGACAGAUCUGUGUGGGCCAGAACGACUCCACCGCCGCCUUCGCCCCCCCUGCCCCUCCUGCCACCACCGUCCCCCCUGCCACCACUUGCCCCCCCUGCCACCGCCGUCGCCCCUGUCGUGGACGUGCCAGGGACCCAGGACUAACGGGAACAUCACAAGCUCAGACCUUAUCUGGAGGUGUCCCCCUCCUCAUACCCGGUCAGCCGCGACCUGAGACGCAGAACCACGGGGACAACGGAAUAGUCCUCCCGGAUCAUGGCUUCUGUCAACCGAUCACCAUCCCCCUGUGCACGGACAUCGCCUACAACCAAACCAUCAUGCCCAACCUAGUGGGCCACUACAACCAGGAGGACGCAGGGCUGGAGGUGCACCAGUUUUACCCUCUGGUGAAGGUACAGUGCUCGCCGGAGUUGAAGUUCUUCCUGUGCUCCAUGUACGCGCCCGUGUGCACCGUGCUGGAGAAAGCCAUCCCCCCCUGCAGGUCCAUCUGCGAGCGGGCCAAGCAGGGCUGCGAGGCGCUCAUGAACAAGUUCGGCUUCCAGUGGCCGGACCGGCUGCGCUGCGAGAACUUCCCCGUGUUGGGAGACGGACAGAUCUGCGUGGGCCAGAACGACUCCACCGCCGCCACCGUCCCACCCGUCCUGGUCGUGCCGGGGACCCAGGACAUCUCGGUGGUCUCCACACAGCCCAGGUCCUUCAGGUGCCCUUCCAUCCUCCGAGUGCCCCCCUAUCUGAACUACAAGUUUCUGGAGGUGAACGACUGCGCAGCGCCCUGUGAGCCGUCCAGGAGCAGUGGUCACAUGUUUUUCACGGACCAAGAGAUUCAUUUCGCCCGCAUCUGGAUCCUGAUCUGGUCUGUCAUUUGUUGUGCAUCUACUUUAUUCACCGUAACCACCUAUUUAGUUGACAUGCAGCGCUUCAGAUACCCUGAGCGGCCUAUCAUCUUCCUGUCUGGCUGCUACACCAUGGUCUCCAUAGCCUACAUCGCUGGCUACUUCCUGGGGGACAAGGUGGUGUGCAAUGAGAGAUUCACCCCUGAGAGCUAUAAGACCAUCGUCCAAGGCACCAAGAAGGAAGGCUGCACCAUCCUCUUCAUGAUGCUCUACUUCUUCAGCAUGGCCAGCUCCAUCUGGUGGGUCAUCCUGUCCCUCACCUGGUUCCUGGCAGCAGGUAUGAAGUGGGGCCACGAGGCCAUCGAGGCCAACUCCCAGUACUUCCACCUGGCAGCCUGGGCGGUGCCGGCCGUCAAGACCAUCAGCGUCCUGGCCAUCGGGCAGAUCGAAGGCGACAUGCUCAGCGGCGUCUGCUUCGUCAGCCUCAGCAACCUGGACCCCAUGCGCGGCUUCGUGUUGGCCCCCCUCUUCAUUUACCUCUUCAUCGGGACCUCCUUCCUGCUGGCCGGCUUCGUGUCGCUGUUCCGGAUCCGCACCAUCAUGAAACACGACGGCACCAAGACGGAGAAGCUGGAGCGGCUGAUGGUGCGCAUCGGGGUGUUCAGCGUGCUCUACACCGUGCCCGCCACCAUCGUUAUCGCCUGCUUCUUCUACGAGCAGGCCUUCCGCCCGCACUGGGAGCGCAGCUGGGUCAGCCACAACUGCCGGGGUCUGGCCAUCCAGUGCCCAGCGCAGACCGGGCCGCGCAUGACCCCGGACUUCACCGUCUACAUGAUCAAGUACCUGAUGACGCUGAUUGUAGGGAUCACCUCCGGGUUCUGGAUCUGGUCGGGAAAGACUCUGCAGUCCUGGCACAAGUUCUACACAAGACUGACAAAUGGCAACCAGGGAGAGACCACUGUGUAGAGUGUCUGUAUUCCCCGGGACUAACUUGUGUAUUAUUGACCUGUUUCUUUGUGUGAUAGGUAAGUUUCACAACGAGUCGCCUUAAGCUCCUCCAGCAUUUUGUAUUCCCCUCAGCCUGAUAGCCACACUUGCAUGCCAAACUGAGGGUUAUGGUUUGACAAAAGGACAAGCUGGAUAAACAAACGCCUGAACCUAACUGUCUGAACAAAUAACAAGCAUCGCUAUGGAUGCCAUGUGCUGAAAUGCUCACCUCCCCCCCUCUGGCCCUUUUUUUCUCCAAGCCUCCAUAAAGUCGAGGGGAGUGAUGAUCCACCAGCCAAGAAUUCAGAAAGGAGGGAAAUGAGCUGUGGAGGAGGAAUGACUGUUUAUUAUCUCCGCCGAAAACCAUUUCACGUGUAAUUAAAACCGAGACUGUAAAUAGUAUUUGUAAAAACAUGAAAUUAUAUAUUUGUAUUUAAAGAAAGUUUUUGUCCUUAUUUGCUAGUGUACCUGCAUUACUUUUGCACUGUAAGAAUAUGCCACAUACCAAAGAACAUCCUUUUUUUUUUUUUAUU